Messenger RNA from Hemicordylus capensis (graceful crag lizard), 2132 nucleotides. RefSeq names its product interferon related developmental regulator 1 (gene IFRD1). Gene Ontology annotation, cellular component: nucleus. NCBI's taxonomy places the organism in Eukaryota, Metazoa, Chordata, Lepidosauria, Squamata, Cordylidae. Bases 299 to 1606 code for a protein of 435 amino acids. The transcript is spliced from 12 exons. The record is from RefSeq and is a predicted model, not a curated record.
CUGGCGUCUGAGAGGAGAAACAUGUAUCGAUUCCGUUCACAGGCAUCCACGGGGUUUUCUGCCGCUGCUGCUACAGCUUUGUCUAUCACCUGCCUUCCUCAGUCACAUCCGCUGCCUCGGUCCGGAAAGCCGGCCUCACACAGACGUUUCUAUAGUAAAAAGCGCUCCUGCUCUUCCAUCGGUUGAUUGUCACUGCCGCCCGGGCUUGGGGGGGACCAAAAACCAAGCCGCAGACCGACCCCGGUGAGGGAGCGCCAGAAGAAGCCGCGCGGAGCUAUUGCUGGAACAGGCCGCCGUCAUGCCCAAGUCGAAGCGGCGAGCAGGGGGGAACUCGCGCGGAACAUCAGGUGCCCAGCACAGAAACAUGCAGCCUUUCAGUGAUGAAGAUACAUCAAUUGAAACUAUGAGCCAUUGCAGUGGCUUCAGUGAUCCUGCUAGCGUCACUGAGGAUGCACCUGAAGUGGACGAAGAAGCAGCACAAGAAGAUUUUGAAUACAAACUGAAGGGACUAAUUGAUCUUACAAUGGACAAGAGUGCAAAGACACGGCAAUCAGCUCUUGAAGGUCUUAAAAAUGCCUUGACUUCUAAAAUACUGUACGAGUUCAUCUUGGAAAGGAGAAUGACAUUAACAGAUUGCAUUGAACGCUGUAUAAAGAAAGGCAAGAAUGAUGAACAGUGUGCAGCAGCAGGAUUGGCUUGUCUGCUUUGUGUGCAGUUGGGGUCAGGAAUUGAAAGUGAGGAGAUCAUUAAGACCCUUGCACCAAUUCUGAAGAAGAUACUUGGUGAUGGGGCAGCUAGUAUUCAAGCCAGGCAAGCUUGUGCCACCUGCUUAGGAGUCUGUUGCUUUAUUGCCACUGAUGAUAUCACAGAAUUAUAUUCAACUAUGGAAUGCCUGGAAAAUAUCUUCACAAAAUCCUAUCAAAAGGAGAGGAAUUUGAAUGGAAUUUCCAGCACUCAGAGCACAUCUCUUCACAUCAGUGCUCUCUUGGCCUGGACCCUUCUGUUGACCAUCUGCCCAAUGAGUGAAGUGAAGAAAAAGCUUGAAAUGCAUUUGCAUAAAUUUCCCAUUCUGCUGUCCAGUGACAACGUAAACAUGAGGAUUGCUGCUGGUGAAACAUUGGCUCUUCUGUUUGAGAUGGCACGAGAAACAGAUGGUGAUUUCUUUUAUGAAGAUAUGGAGCCUUUAACACAGAAAUUGAGAGCUCUGGCUACAGAUGGAAACAAGCACCGUGCAAAGGUAGACAAGAGAAAGCAACGAUCCGUCUUCAGAGAUGUCUUGCGAGCUGUAGAGGAGCAUGAUUUCCCUACAGAGACUGUAAAAUUUGGACCUGAGCGCAUGUACAUUGACUGCUGGGUUAAAAAACAAACUUACGAUACUUUCAAGGAAAUUCUAGGAACUGGGAUGCAAUAUCACUUGCAGUCCAAUGAGCUUCUUCGGAAUGUCUUUGAACUUGGACCACCACUGAUGCUUGAUGAGGCAGCUCUCAAAACCAUGAAGAUACCGCGUUUUGAAAGGCAUCUGUACAACUCUGCAGCAUUCAAAGCUCGGACAAAGGCUAGAAGCAAAUGCCGGGAUAAAAGAGUUGAUGUGGGUGAAGUGUUCUAGAGCAACUCUUCAGACCUUCAGCUUGAUACUAAAUUUAAUUCCUGUUCAGUAUAAUUGCAGCAUUUAACAUGAAAUGAGGCUUUUUGACUGUUGGAACCUCUUUGGUAUUGUCUUGCACAUAUGUAGAGUAACUGAUGUGAUGUAUAUUACUGUGUAGCUGGAUAUUAUGUACUGUAGAUAGAACAUAAGGGGACCUAAUUUUUGGUGGGUAAGAUUGGCUCAUGAAUUUAGCAUAAUUCUUACAACACUUAGUCACAUGGUGCUGAGACUGUUUUCAGUUGUUUUUAGAAAUCUAAUGAAAUGCGUGGAAAAAAUUCUAAUGGAAAGGAUACUCCAAGGGUAAACAUGCCUUGGAACCAGCUGCUAUUUAUAGUUAACUAAACAUUUUAAAACUGAUAUCUAGGCUGUGACAAUGACCUUGAUGUACCAUGCAGGAGCCUUCCAGCUCGCUCACAGUAAGGUAGCGUACAGAGAUGUUGCUCAUAAUAUGCUGAAACUUGGAUAAUAAAGAUGUAUCUCUCUGAAA